Messenger RNA from Aphanomyces astaci, 1504 nucleotides. RefSeq lists its product as hypothetical. The transcript is spliced from 7 exons. Gene Ontology annotation, cellular component: endoplasmic reticulum membrane. Bases 41 to 1090 code for a protein of 349 amino acids. The record is from RefSeq and is a predicted model, not a curated record. Gene Ontology annotation, molecular function: phosphatidate cytidylyltransferase activity. NCBI's taxonomy places the organism in Eukaryota, Oomycota, Saprolegniomycetes, Saprolegniales, Verrucalvaceae.
UUUGAGACCACGUCGUCGCCCUGCUUGUAACGCCACCCACAUGAAGCGCCGCGCGCAGCCCAACACGCUUGCUACAUCUUUCAAGGCGGGGACACCGACAUCCCCCAAGCAUGAUGCGUCUUCUCCGCUGUCGCAUAAGAAGGACGCCAAUGGUGGAGUUCCUGUCGGCGAGGACAUUGCGAAACCGAAUCUGUCGGUCAUCAAGCGCGUCGUGGCAGGCUUCUCCAUGAUCGCGCUGUUUGGUCUCAUCAUCUAUGGAGGGCAUUUGUACGUGACGUUGCUCGUCGUCGUGUUGCAGACGCUCAUCUUCCGAGAACUUGUCAACGUGCGGUACCGCGCCGCGGCGGAGAAGAACAUUCCGUGGUUCCGAAGCAUCCAAUGGUGCUGGUUUGGGGUGGCGUUGCUGUACAACUACGGCGACUCGUUCCAGACGUUCCUUCGAUCGAACCACAACCAACUGGACUUUCCCUGGCUGCGCAUGUACCUGCAGUACCACACAUGGGUCAGCUUUAGCCUGUACGCGACCCUAUUUGUGUUUUCCGUGCUCAGCUUGAAAAAAGGGUAUUACAAGUACCAGAUGGGCCAGCUGACGUGGACAAUUGUGACGCUGUGCCUGAUUGUAUUUCAGAUGCGAUUUGUGCUCGACAGCAUCUGCAAAGGCCUCGUCUGGCUCUUCUUUCCAGCUUCGCUCGUCGUAUGCAACGACUGUUUUGCCUACUUUUGCGGCAAACUUGUCGGCAGACGGGUCUUUACCACGCCAUUUCUAAAGCUCAGCCCCAACAAGACAUGGGAAGGGUUUCUAGGCGCAUUCGUGUGUACGCUAGUGUUUGCGUUCUGGAGCAGUGCGCUCUUGGCCCAGUCUCCGUGGAUGAUAUGUCCUUUGGAGUCUAUCGAGCUGAUCCCCCAGCCAUUGACGUGCACACCGCAUCCAGUCUUUGUCCAGACAUGGUAUGCGUUGCCCCACUUCGUCACGUCAGUGCUUCCCAUCUCCAAAGUGUACUUAUACCCCAUCCAAGUACGUGUUUUUUUGAACGAUAAAUAUAUUUCAUCUAUUAUAUAUAUAUAUAUAUAUAUAUAUGGUUAUGAGUAGCUCCAUGCACUGGUAUUUGCAUGCUUUACAUCGGUGAUCUCGCCGUUUGGCGGGUUUUACGCUUCGGCCAUCAAACGCGCGUACAAGCUCAAGGAUUUUGAUUCCGUAAUCCCGGGCCACGGGGGAUUUAUGGACCGAAUGGACUGCCAGUUCAUCACGUCCCUGUUUACGACUGUGUACUGUACGACCUUUAUCUGGUCAUACCAGUCGAAUGUGCAGUCUAUUGUGCAGAGUGUUUUGCAGCUGCCGUUAGACCAGCAGCACCAAGUGCUGGAUCAGCUCCAAGCCCUCCUCGUGCUCCCCGUGAAUAGAUCUGGCGGCCCCGCGACUUAAUUCCGCACAAAAUCGUAGUUAGUAGUAGAGUCAACGAUUAAAACUAUGAAUAUUAGUGGUUACACAACUGCUCGUAGCAGU